Molecule: messenger RNA, 609 nt
Organism: Volvox carteri f. nagariensis
Lineage: Eukaryota; Viridiplantae; Chlorophyta; Chlorophyceae; Chlamydomonadales; Volvocaceae
Exons: 2
Biological process (GO): negative regulation of translation; mRNA catabolic process
Cellular component (GO): CCR4-NOT complex
Source: RefSeq, a predicted model, not a curated record
CCGCUGGCGCGGGACCUGCUGACAGCGGCGUUGCGCGGGCCGCUGUUGCCGGCGCAGCAGCAGCUGCUGCUUGCGGAGCUGGACGCCGACCCACGGGUCACUUUGCGGCUGGGGCUGACGCCGCGGCACCUGCCGGCGCUGGUGGAGAACGCGCCGGUUGUGGCGACGGAGGCUCUGCUGCGACUGUUGCGGUGGCCGGAGCGUGCGAGUCAGUUCCUUGCGGUGUUGGCGCGUUCCGAAAUGAGCCUGCAUUCACUCGAGGUGGUCAACCGGCUGACCGCCAGCGGCGCCGUACCAACGGAAUUCGUACACCUAUACAUCACCAACUGCAUUACGUCAUGCGAGAGCACGCAGGAUAAGUACGUGCAGAACCGGCUGGUGCGGUUAGUGUGCGUCUUCCUGCAGUCGCUCAUCCGCAACAAGGUGAUCAACAUCCACGACCUGCUCCACGAGGUGCAGGCCUUCUGCAUCAACUUUUCCCGAAUCAAGGAGGCGGCCAAGCUUUUCCGGCUGCUCAAACAGGUGGGACCCUGGCCAACCGGAGUGGUGCACCAUUGCGGCAGCUGCAGCAGCUGUUGCUGCGGAAUUGGGGACGGGGGUAAUAAUUAG